This is a messenger RNA of Hordeum vulgare subsp. vulgare (domesticated barley), 1048 nucleotides long. Its product is annotated as neural Wiskott-Aldrich syndrome protein-like. Bases 54 to 497 code for a protein of 147 amino acids. The record is from RefSeq and is a predicted model, not a curated record. NCBI's taxonomy places the organism in Eukaryota, Viridiplantae, Streptophyta, Magnoliopsida, Poales, Poaceae. The transcript has a single exon.
CCUAGUUCGCCCCAUCUCCUCCGCAUCGUGCCACCACAUCCCGCUCUUGAUCCAUGGCGCCGCCGCCACCGCCGUCCAAGGAAAUCACCGGGGAUCGAGCAGAGCCGCCACCACCGUCCAAGGAAAUCGCUAGGGAUCGAGCAGAACCUUGCGGGAAUGCGUCCUCUGCUCUCUCCCUCAUCCUGCCGAUGCCAUCUUUGGCUCCCGCUCCUCCUCCGCCGUCAAAGGGGGUCAUCGUGGAGAAAGCCGAGCCUUGUGUGGCUGCUCCUUCCCCAAUUCUGUCACCUGCUCCCCCGCCUCCUCCUCUUCUGCUCCCAGGAAUGCACAGACCUCACCUUCCACUCACCUCACCUUCACCUCCCAGCGGGCGCUUCACUGGAUCUUUUCGGCCCCGGUUCUUGCCCGUGCCCGUGCGUGGACACCGUGAUCCACCGCCGGGCUACCGGGCUGCUGCCCCUUCUUGGUCGGAGCUCCACUGCCUCCCGCGCCGCGCGUAGAUCCGUGUUUGUGCCUGUGCCUGUGCAUGUUCAUUGCUACUCGGCGACUGCUCCCGGUUUCCCCAGCCAGCUGAUUGAUUGCUAGUGGAGUACUAGCUCCUAGUAGGCAUGCAGCUCACCGCUCCCUACUUCUCACGGGUGGCUUCCUCCACUUCCGGGCUCGGCUCCCGCGGUUGCUCUCGUCGGAUUCCAGCCUGUGAUUCGGGCACUUCCUUCACCGCCAAAACGGAAUUUUUCUGCGAUUUCCAUCAUCUAUAGUAGUAUAUGUGACAGUACAGUUACCCGGUACCCCCCGCCGCACUAGUUUCUUGUCGGAUCCCCACUGAAAAAAGACCCAGUAGAGAGAAGAGCGCAGGCAACCAAAGUAUGCUUUGAUUAUUUCCAUUUCAAAUUCAUGUGUAAUAAUAACACUUACAAAUAUCUCACUAACCAUAUACAUCUGCGAAUGGGCUUAUGUAACAAAAGAGUGUACAUCCUUGGUCUAUAGUUAAGUGGUUAAGGGCAUCCUGUGCUUCUGCAAAAGGAUACAUAAUAUUCAGUUUUUGCAGUAA